AUGUUCCUCCACUGCAUGGAGGACAACUACUUCCACGCCGACGACGAACUGGCGGCUGCGCUGGUGCUCAUCUUUUCCUCGCGCGGACGUGGCCUCUACCUCCGUGACUCUGCCAUCGCCUACGGCAUGCGGGCUCCUCACCCCAAACGCUCAACCGCAUCAGAUGAUGCUGUCUCGCUGGUGCAGGCGCCAAACUUCUGCACGGACCUCCUCAGCGAGUUCAUGCUACUCUGGGGCAAAAGUAACAACACCUCCCGUCGCAUCUUCUUGUUGUAG
This is a messenger RNA of Acanthamoeba castellanii str. Neff, 276 nucleotides long. RefSeq lists its product as uncharacterized. The transcript has 2 exons. NCBI's taxonomy places the organism in Eukaryota, Discosea, Longamoebia, Acanthamoebidae. The record is from RefSeq and is a predicted model, not a curated record. Bases 1 to 276 code for a protein of 91 amino acids.